Bicyclus anynana (squinting bush brown) is the source of this 2386-nucleotide messenger RNA. RefSeq names its product dynein axonemal intermediate chain 2-like. The record is from RefSeq and is a predicted model, not a curated record. Gene Ontology annotation, cellular component: outer dynein arm. Gene Ontology annotation, molecular function: dynein heavy chain binding; dynein light chain binding. The transcript is spliced from 6 exons. The coding region runs from base 39 to 1739 and encodes 566 amino acids. NCBI's taxonomy places the organism in Eukaryota, Metazoa, Arthropoda, Insecta, Lepidoptera, Nymphalidae. Gene Ontology annotation, biological process: outer dynein arm assembly; cilium movement.
UACAUAACUCGUAACCGCGACAAGCGAGAACAGAAAGGAUGGAGUUGGUUAACGCGUACACGAAGAAGCGCAGUUCGUUUGGACGACAGCCGCUGUUCUGCGAGCAGGGGCCCGCCCUGUGCGACAGCGUGCCGAGCGACCCGGCCGCGCAGCGCGGCUACGUGCUGCGCAACCCCGUGCACCAGCCGGUGCAGCACGGGCCGCGCACGUCCGCGCACACCGUCAACACGGCCAGGGCCGAGUACACAACGACGGGCAGCAAUCACGCGGAAGGCGGCUGGCCGAAGGACGUCAACGUGCUGGACCCCGAGGCGACGCAGCGCUACCGCAGGAAGAUCGAGAAGGACGAGAACUACAUCCACUGCGCCAUGUCACUAUCGCCGGGAAUGGACCACUACGUGAUGCAGAACAACGCCAUCGACAUGUACCAGACGUACUACACCGAGCUGGCCGCGCAGCCGCCGCUCGAGCGCUGCAGCGUGCGCACCGUCAACGUGUACCGCGACCCGCUGGCCGGCGGCGGCGGCGGCGGCGGCGGCCGGCCCGUCAGCUCCGUCGCCUGGACGCCCGACGGUGCCGGCUUCGCCGUGGCGUACGCCGCGAUGGACGCGCACCUCGCCCCGCGCGCGCCGCUGGACGCGUUCGUGUGGGACGCGGAGAGCGCAGCGCGGCCGGCGCAGACGCUGCGGCCGCCGGCGACGCUGCUCGACCUGCAGUGCAGCCCGCGCGACGUGCACGUGCUGGCGGGCGGGCUGGCGAGCGGCCAGGUGGCCGUGUGGGACCGGCGGCGCGGGGCGGCCCCCGCCGGCGCCAGCCCGCCGCACGCGGCGCACCGCGAGCUCGUGCGCGGCGUGCUGUUCGUCAACUCCAAGUCGGGCCGAGAGUUCUUUUCGGGCGGGCCCGACGGCGUUUGCAAGUGGUGGGACAUGCGUGACCUCAGCGCGCCCACCGACGAGAUGAUCGUCGACGUGGUGCACUCGUCGUUCGAGGCGCAGAGUCGCGCGCGCGCUCUCGGCGUCAGCGUGCUGGAGUACGAGCCCACGAUCCCGACACGCUUCAUGGUGGGCACCGAGAACGGGCUCGUCGUCGGAGGAAAUCGCAAGGGCAAGACGCCGACGGAGAAGCUGCCGGCCCAGUUCGAGGCGCACUUCGGUCCCGUGCGGUCCCUCGAGCGCAACCCAUCCUUCCUGAAGAACUUCCUGACGGUGGGCGACUGGACCGUGCGCGUCUUCAGCGAGGACUGUCGCGAGUCCGCCGUGCUGUGGUCGCCGCCGCAGCGCCGACGAGUGACGGCAGCGGCCUGGAGCCCCACGCGCCUGUCGCUACUGCUGGCGCUGCAGGCGGACGGGCGGCUGGCGGCCUGGGACCUGCUGCGGCGGCAGCACGAGCCGGCGCUGGCCGUGCGCGUCAGCGUGGAGCCGCUGCUGAGGAUCAAGAUGCACGACGGCGGCGCGCUGGCGGCGUGCGGCUCGGGCGCCGGCCACGUGUACAUGGUGGAGCUCGCGCAGAGCCUGGUGCAGUCCGACAAGAACGACAAGGCGCUGCUCACCGCCGUGCUGGAGCGCGAGAGCCGGCGCGAGCGAGUGCUGGAGGCGCGCGCGCGCGAGCUGCGGCUGAAGCUGCGGCAGGCGGAGGAGGGCAGCGCGGCCGCGUCGGAGGAGCCGCCCGACGAGCGCGCCCUCGCCGACGCCGCCGCCGAGUACGCGGCGCUCGUCCGCCGGGAGCUCGCCGCCCUGUAGCGCGCGCCUGCGGCUGGGGCGACGGCCGGCGGAGGAGCCGCCCGACGAGCGCGACCUCGCCGACGCCGCCGUCGAGUACGCGGCGCUCGUCCGCCGGGAGCUCGCCGCCCUGUAGCGCGCGCCUGCGGCUGGGGCGACGGCCGGCGGAGGAGCCGCCCGACGAGCGCGACCUCGCCGACGCCGCCGCCGAGUACGCGGCGCUCGUCCGCCGGGAGCUCGCCGCCCUGUAGCGCGCGCCUGCGGCUGGGGCGACGGCCGGCGGGGGACGAGCGGGUGGUCGGACGUAGGCUACAGUAUAACAAUUAUUUUGUAUUUAGUCUAUAUUCCUAUUUUUAUUAUGUUUAAUUUAAUAAUUUAUACCUUGGUUGUUACUGAAUUAAAUAUUCGCAUUGACUUCACGCUAUUUAACUAACGAGUAUUAUUCCAUUUAUUCUUUAGGUACAUGUUAACGUUAGCCCUUGAAUACACUGACUCACAUGAUGGUAAGUGAUGAUGCAAUCUGAGAUGGAAGCGGGCUAACUUGUUAGGAAGAGGAUGAAACUCCACGCACCUUUCGGAUUGUACACGACAUCGUACCGAAACGCUGAAUCGCUUGGCGGUACGCCAUUGUAACUAUGGGUGGUAACUAGCCACGGCCAAAGCCUUCC